UUCCUGGGAGCAGAUGACUUUGCCUCUGGCUCUUUACUUUGUUCUGUUUUCAAAGUUGUCCCCAAUUCCAUGAUGCGGCCGUCGGAAAACUUGAACGAGAUGGGUGCAUCUGAGUUGUCCAACCUGACCCUCCACCUGGAGGGCUCUCUGACUAGUGCUCUGGGUCAGUACCUGGACAACUGGCGGCGUAACAUGACAGCUGCAAGCAGCGCUUUGGACAAGACUCUGGCUGAUGAGAACUUCAAGAACGUUAUCUCGUAUCUGGCGGUGAUGAUUGGCAUGUUCGCCUUUGUUGUCGUGGCCAUGCUGGUGAGCACAGUCAAAUCCAAGAGGAGAGAGCACUCUAAUGACCCCUACCACCAAUACAUCAAACAGGACUGGACUGCCCAGUUACAACAGGAUGACGUCUACACUAACUUUGGUGCUGGAUAAUGCAAUUAAAUACACAUUACUCACAGCAGAUCAUCACUAUCAGGGGCAGCAGCAGCAGGACUAUAGAGAAGUAAUUUAUUUGAAAUAAUUAGUAUUACAAUAAUUAGAAAUUAAUGAAAAGUAUUGUGUCCAGAACAUAUUUAAAUUAAAUAUGAUUUUUUUUCUUUCUAUUUAGCUGCUUCAGUUAUAGGGUCUUCUUGUCCUUCAUGCUGGUGUCAUUUUGUCAUGAUUUACUGUGACACUUAAUGCUAUAGUACCAUGUCUGCUGUAAAA
This is a messenger RNA of Notothenia coriiceps (black rockcod), 705 nucleotides long. RefSeq names its product potassium voltage-gated channel subfamily E member 2. The coding region runs from base 70 to 432 and encodes 120 amino acids. Gene Ontology annotation, biological process: regulation of ventricular cardiac muscle cell membrane repolarization; potassium ion export across plasma membrane; negative regulation of delayed rectifier potassium channel activity. Gene Ontology annotation, molecular function: potassium channel regulator activity; transmembrane transporter binding; voltage-gated potassium channel activity involved in ventricular cardiac muscle cell action potential repolarization. Gene Ontology annotation, cellular component: voltage-gated potassium channel complex; membrane. The transcript has 2 exons. Lineage: Eukaryota; Metazoa; Chordata; Actinopteri; Perciformes; Nototheniidae. The record is from RefSeq and is a predicted model, not a curated record.